Molecule: messenger RNA, 6887 nt
Organism: Venturia canescens
Lineage: Eukaryota; Metazoa; Arthropoda; Insecta; Hymenoptera; Ichneumonidae
Gene: gukh
Product: GUK-holder
Exons: 11
Coding region: 289-5577 (1762 amino acids)
Source: RefSeq, a predicted model, not a curated record
UUGCGAUUCAUGGUAUAGUAUUUAUUGCGCAUGCACGGUGCAGCACUUUAUUUGAAUACGAGUCGCGGUGAGUUCGACGCUCGCCCAAGAAAUAUCGCGUUUCCGUAAUCGUUUAUUCGUUCAUUCGUGAUUCGCGCAACGGAGCAAUAUUCAUUAAAAAAUAUCACUAUAUUCUAGUGGAGUGUCAGCAAUAUUCGUAAGAGGGAAGGAAAAAAAGCUAGAAGGCAUUAGGGAAUAAAUAUAUCGUCAGUGUUAUGUGUCUCGUUGGUUCAACGAUAAACGGAAAUAAUGCCGUUCGUAAUACGAAAAAUAGAGCCGCGUUACGUGUGCCGCGGACACGUGCCACAAGGUGGAAAUGCUUCAGAUUGUUGGCCCGUAGGUGCCGAAAUGGAGGCUGUGGCGAAUGGUGCACUUACUGCUUCCUUGAAGCAGCUCGCUUCACUUCUCACCGCUGCCGAGGACAUAUUUGCCGAUCUCACGGCCGAGUUAACCUCGGUCGCCGAUCGGAGUGGUCUUCUUCGUCGGCGUCUUGACAAAAUCGAGGAGAAACUGUCAACCGUCGAUCCCAAGAAGAUACCAGUCCCUGAAUCUGACAUAAGCACAUUCGCAGCGAGGACCGUGCACUUUCGGUCGUCGAAUGAGCCGCACAAGUCUCUCUUCACGGAGAUCAGUAGACCCAAGGCCCUCAGGGAAUUGUACGAGGCCGCAGCGAUCGUGGCCGUGAGAAGUUUGGACUCGCUGAGACGAGACCGAAAUGCUGGCAGCUCCAUGGAUAUGUUCAUGUGCACGCCCGUCCUUGGAAAGAGAAGGCGAGACAAGAGUCUCGACAUCGAAUCCAGAGUUCCAGCGGCUCUCGAGGAACUGAGAAGAUGGACGUCCAGCGAAGCACUCGGUGAUGUCACGGUUGCACCGGACUGCAUGUCCAGGAUACUCGGUGAAACGACAACGGACGAUGCCGUCGAUCACAAAUUACCAAGCCCCGAGGAACAGGUCCAGGCUGUUGCUCUCAAAUUUCCAGCGGAAAUUGUCGCGGUAGAUGUGAGUGGGCGAGGCUUUGAGAGAAUGUCGAUGAGGAGAAGAUCGUUGUUGGCCGGUCCAGAGUGCCAGGACUCAACGGCCGUGAAGAGAAGAUCACGCCCUCGUCGUCCACGUGGGAAGAGACGAAAUACGAUAGCCGGUACAGAUCAGAAGGAGAUUCGCCAAGCUGUUGGAGGUGAGACUACACCAGACGGCCCAGAAGAAAUGUUGUCGGGGACGACGCCAAGAGCUCACAGAUCCGCGAGUACGGAUAUACUAGGCUCGAAGAAGGAUUCCCCGUCAGAGAAAAAGUCACACUUCAAUACCUUGAAGGCCUGGGGGAUGUCGAGGUUGAAGCUAAUAAGUCCACGGUCGAGUCAAUCGUCGAGUCAGCAGAUCGAUCUUAGCGUGGAUGUCGGGAACGAGACUAACGACGAGAGAACGAGCGAAGUUCAAUCAAAAACGACGGAAGAGACCAACAUUUACGAGACUGUUUCAACGAGAAGACGAAAGGACAAGUCGCACGAAAGGAAACCAAGUUCGUCGAGCUCCAGUGGUAAAAGCACUUCGAGCAUACCGGUCACGAUGCCAAACAUGGAGAUAAGGCAGUCGAGCGUCAAACUGCGGGAAUCAGCCGCACAGAGAAGAGAACGAAGAAAGGGUACGAGCAGGGACGAUGCGCCGCACUCCAGUUCCGGAAAUUGGAGCGCAUCGUCUGAAAGUGGAAGAGCUAGUAUAGGAAGCGAAACAACCACGACUACACAUCCACCAAGGUCAACGACAACGGCAUCGAUAGGAACAUCAUCGACAUCUUUGUGUCACAUACGACGUCUCAAGGGUCGGGACACUUCGGCAUCGUCCUCGGUGACGUCCGAGGGAACCUUAACACCGGAUAUCAUACAGGAUAUCGCAGUUGUGCCUUUCUCCGACGAUGGUGAAACCUCUUCGGUCUAUUCCUGUGAUACGGAGGGCUAUUACACUUCGUUUCACAUGGACUCGGGACUCAAGACCUUGAGGGAAGAGGAACCAUCGCCCCAGAGCCCGGUCAUAAAAUCGAGCGAAGUUAGCUCGGAUCCAACAUCACCCAUAGUUGAAAAUGAAUACGAACUUUUUGGUAGAGGAUCAACAUCGACUACAACCAGCUCAGCGGGAACUGUUUGUACCGCUCUUCUAGCACCGGUUCCUCCGGAGAGAAAGUCGAGUUUGACCGUAGUUGCAAUGGUACACGGUCAAAAUCAAAAUGGAGGCGAGUCCCCGGACAGUGGUCACAACACAUCAUCGUCGCCCGUAGAAUCAGCAUCGAGUCCAGCCUGCACCGGUCGCUCGUGUUCCGAAUUCGAAUAUUCGGAAUCGAGUGAUCUCGAAGGUUGCGAUAGGAUCGAGAGGAUUCGCUCGAAAACCGCGAUCAACACGAGCCGAAUACCAUCAAUGUGUGUCAUAACGCCACCGGGUUCGGACGAUGAGCAAGGCAAAGACGAGGAGGAGCAAAACUCGAGGAGGAACGAGAAAAAUACGGAUUUGAGAACUCCUGGUUCCGUUCUCAUGUCCGCCACUGUGGGUACUUCAAAGAUGGAAGUAUUCAAUGGCGAGGAUAAGAAUCUUUAUGCUACGGUACAAACAGUAACGCCCGCAGCUCUCGGUCACCCCAACAAUCCUUCCAAGAGUUCAAGCAGCAACCAAUCGAGUUCUUCGACGUCGAUCAAGACAAGUCCUCUGAGCGGUGUCUUGGGUAAGCUUCGAGGUGUUCUCCCACUGCCAGGACGAAAGCAUACAUCGAAAAAUGCGGUACAGGAUGUACCGCACACGACAGGAGACUCCGGCGACUAUGUCACCAUAGCCGACGUGAGAAACAACAAUGACAAACGUCAGGAAACAGCGAAUGCUAUGUCAGCGGCUUCGUUACGCUCGCAAGCAACGUACGCGAAUUCGGAUCUGUUCAAGAGAGACGCGGAAUAUGUGAGCCUAAGCGAAUUGCCGAAAAAGCCUGACUCCUCGUUGGAAAGAAGACGACAAGGAGCUCGCGUCACUUUGGACUCGGAAGGGAAAGUAGUUUAUUCGUCUGACAGCUUGAAGCGGAGAACGGGCGCGCAUACGACCUUCAAUCCAGGUCCGUUCGUGAAAGAAGGAAUCUCGCCUUCGCCAUCGCCCCUUUUGCAUCGUGCUCCAACCCAUAUCCGGGCGGUGAAUAAGACGUCGGAUACAACCGACGGUCCUCGGAAAUUAAUAUCAAGCCCGCCAACAUCACCACAGCUGGGGAAAGUGAUUAUUCGGGCUGCAACGAGUCCCGACCGCGCACCAAGUCCAGAUUACGUCAGGACACCAUCAACAGUGGUGGGUCCGAGCAGUCCAACGAGUCCUCACAGACAAGUGCGCGGUGCUUACGUCAACGUGCAGAGCGACGAAGACAAUGCGUUGCUGCCGUUUACAGCGGAGACUGGACCGUCCCAAGUACCACCGCCGUACAUAGGUCCGCCAAAACCACAAGACUGGCAAAAGUUUCAAAAGUCCAUUGAUCACAAAGAUGACAAGACGCAAAGUAGCCAAAAGCACAUUCCCAAAGAUAACCAUCACCGGGAUUAUCGUAUCUACGAGGACAACCGUAGAAACUGUGAAGAACAGUUGCAUCAACAAAAUUGUUAUCCUACGAACAUACGUGCUGCGGAUAAUCGUCGAAAUUUAGAGCAAACGAUCGAGAGUGGCAGCAAUUAUCAGCCUUAUUAUGAGCCACCUCGUUACGAGCCCAAUCACCAUCACAUGUUCUCGCGAGAUAUCGUAAAAACGGAAAAUGCCAGAAAUCAACAAUUUUGUGACGCUCGAAUCGACGCAAGUAAUAAACAAUUUUUCACUCUCCCAACACGAAGAGCAGCGAGGGAAAUAGAACCACCGAGAAGUGUCACACCGGAUAUCACGAGAGGUUUGGGCAGAGCUCCUCUCAGUGCUAUGCACAUGCUCGCACGACAUGGACGAAAAAUGCCGAGUGGAAGUUCAACUGGAAAGGCAGCUAUUCCUAUUGACUCGAAUCGCAGGGCCAGCAGCGUGGAGCAAAUGCAGCACCAAGGACGAUCAAGACUCGUGGAAAAUGUACAGCAGCAACAGCCUCCCAUUGACGUUAAAAAUAGAUUCGUAGCACCGCUGGGAAUUUCUGCAUUCGGUUAUCGUUUCUUCGCCUCGUCGCCAGUCAACGAGGGGGGAAAAAAAUCAAGCGAAGUUCUCCGUAACGCAACGCUAUCGCCGAUUGCAACGGCGAGCAAUAACAACGCGCUUAAAUCAUCAACUCCGACGGCGCGCUCAAAUCCAACGGUCGCAGAACGUUUGACAUUGGUAGGUAACAAUUGUCCUUCGCCGAUUCCCGGUUCGUCGGGACGUAGCACGCCGACUCAGACCUCCUCGGGUCGCAACACGCCGACCAGUUUGUCCAUUAUUUCGCCGACGCGGAGCACGAUGUCGAACGAGGAAUUGUUCGCGGCGAUAUACAAAUCGAAAAGAAAGCUCAACAUCAAAGACGACGCGGAUAGUUUGUCACCCGCGAGCUCGACGAGCUCACUGGUUAAGGCUCCAGCAGGCACGAGACACAGUUGGAGUCCGGAAUCUCACAAAACACCGGAGAUUCCAACGACGAUACAAUCGCCUUCGGCCACAUCACGUCUCGAUUUCAAACGCUUGUUGCUACAACAGAGUGUGAAAAUAGGACCGACGAGGUUAUCAGCAGCGGAGCAGCUGAAGCUCUCGCGCCAGCAGCAGGCCAAUCAACAUCAACCGAUUUCACCGCAGACACCGCAGCACCAUCAUCAUCAGCAACAGUACAGUCAUUACCAUCAACCGGUUCCUCAAAACGGAGCCCAAGUACCACUGGCCAAAGUUCUGAGUCCGCGAUCGGUAUGGCGCUUUCAGACGCCGAGAACGGACGUUUUGUCAUCAACGAUAAUCGAGGAUGCAGCGGCGGAGGAAAAGGCGAUGAAACCAUCACCGGAAAAUCCCACUCCGACGUCUCGUUUUAACUCACGAAGACAACUCGAUCUCGAAGAGAACGUGCCUGAUCGAUUAGCGCGCAACGAGGCCCACAAUGAAAGAAUGAGGAGCAAAGAAAACAGUGGUGUCGGUUCGCAGUUGAGAACCGAAGACACUGCGUCGACGAUGGAACCUCGCGGCGGUCAAGAGACGCCAACAAUGUUCGAUAAAAGGAUCGGCGAUAACACGACGUCAAAUAUUAAUCAUAAUUCGUCCGUUCAGCAACGCUUCAACGUCCCUCAAGUCCAGCAUUUUUCAAAUACACCAAAUUUACAACAAUCAAAUGGCACUGCGGUGAACGCAGCGACCACGGCUCAAUCAGCAACGUCAUACGAAAGUCGCAGAAUCAAUAAUCAACUAGCGAGAGCAAAAUUUCUAGCUGGUGUCCCACCACCGAGCAAUGUCAAUGUCAAUAGUAACGCUAACAAUAAUCAACGCCAGAGUGCCUCUUUUGAGAAACGCUUCAGAGCGAGAUCGGAAUCACCGCAGCCGGCAAACGCUCGAAGCGUCUCGCGAAGCCCGAGCGCUCCGACCCUCGAAACUGCCUUGUGAUCGUUCAACGCGAUUGAUUUUUUGCCAUACCGUCAAUUCGUAAUUUUCCAUUGAUGGAGAAAGUGUAACCGAGAAAAUCGGAGUCGAUCGAAUGGGGUGUGAAAAGUGUGUAAAUCUUUGAAACGCGUAGCGAUCGACUGUGGGCUGACUUUGAGAAUUACAAUCCUCGAUACUUUUCAAAGUAUCCAGUUUUAUUUAUUCUAUAGAGGCUUGCUAACUGAUGGAAGCUUCGAGAUUAAUGAGAAAUAGGCUUGAUAGAUUUUCUAACGCGGAAACAAGCGUACCUUCGCUUGUUUUCGAUUGUAUAGUCUAAGCUAUGAAGACAAAGGAGAUGGAAGAAUAUGUUUUUUUUUUUUGUAUAUUAUCGUUUAUCGAUCGAUGAUUAAUUUAUUAAAUUAUUCGAACACUGCGUUAACAGAAAGGCCUUGUAUUUUCGACACACCAGUGAACUUUGUAAAUAAACUUUGUUAAAGCUGUCUUGUUUGGCUGGCUCGACAUUAAGCUCGCUAAUCUAGUCGAAAAAUCUCCUUUUGUCCACCGAACAGAAUGGUUUGAAAAAAGAAAGUAAACAUAACGAACGAUAUCGAUUUUUUUUGGAACGCAUACGCCACGAUAUUCGGUUAAAAAAUCGAAUUUCGCGCUUUUUUUCAUCAUACAAUAUUGCGCUGUAUGCUCGUUGCGGUUCAAAGCUUCAUCGAUUGAAUAAUUAUGAUUUUGUACACACACACAAUAAUUCGUAUUACCGAAAAGUGAUCCAUCUUCGAUCUCGUUAAAAACUCGGAAUUUUAUUUACGAAGACAAGUAUUGAGUUUAUGGAAAACAGAUUCGAAGACCAUCUAAUGGCUGAUAAUCAGCCGACAAUCGUUGAAGUUUAAUACGAACUUUCAUUUUAUCGUAAAACUUUCAUGGAAAUUGAUUAAAACUUUUCCACCUCCACAAUCCCCUCGUAUUUGAAGUGUUUCUUCGUUUUUUUUCAUUACUAUGAUAGCUGGCCGAGCUCGUAAACCACAUAACGAGAAAAACUUGACAAUGGAUCACCUAUGUGUACCUAAAGUUUUUAUAUGACUAUGAUAUUUGAACUUCACUAAAAAAUAUGAAAAAAAGAAACAAGUAUUGAAAAAAAAUGCCUUAAUUAAAUUAUUACGAUUUUCAAUUAGAAUAUUUCCUACGAGUAUGAGUUUUAAUAUAGAAUCGUCGAAAUUGAAAGAAAAAUAAAUAAAUACAUAUUAACUCAUAUAUCGCGCUACUAGUUGCUGCGAAAAAUCUUUUGUACUUUUGUUCGAAAUAAAGAAAACGAAAUUAUAAAUCCA